Messenger RNA from Loxodonta africana (African savanna elephant), 1082 nucleotides. RefSeq names its product TIMELESS interacting protein (gene TIPIN). NCBI's taxonomy places the organism in Eukaryota, Metazoa, Chordata, Mammalia, Proboscidea, Elephantidae. The record is from RefSeq and is a predicted model, not a curated record. Gene Ontology annotation, cellular component: nucleus; replication fork protection complex. Gene Ontology annotation, molecular function: DNA binding. Gene Ontology annotation, biological process: DNA replication checkpoint signaling; DNA damage response; replication fork arrest. The coding region runs from base 139 to 969 and encodes 276 amino acids. The transcript is spliced from 8 exons.
AGCUCAUCGCUGUGGCUGCUUGCAGUUCGUGCGAGGUGAGAGAUGGUGGUGGACCGGUGAGGGCUCCGAGGGGACAGGUGGCCCUGGGAGCCGACGGAGGAGCGGGAGAGCUGCGGAUAUGCAGGAAGGGAGGAAAAGAUGUUGGAGCUACCAGAUUAUGAGCACCUAGAGGAUGAGACUUUCCCUCCUUUCCCACCUCCAGCCUCCCCAGGGAGAGAAGAUGGUGAAGGAGCUGAACCUGAUGAAGAGAGGAGAGCACCUGUUCCCGUGCCUCCAAAGAGAACAAUUAAAAGGAAUAUACCCAAGCUGGAUGCUCAGAGAUUAAUUUCAGAGAGAGGGCUUCCAGCCUUAAGGCAUGUGUUUGACAAGGCAAAAUUCAAAGGUAAAGGUCAUGAGGCUGAAGACCUGAAGAAGCUAAUCAGACACAUGGAGCACUGGGCACAUAGGCUGUUCCCUAAACUGCAGUUUGAGGAUUUUAUUGACAGAGUUGAACAACUAGGAAAUAAAAAGGAAGUUCAGACCUGUUUAAAGCGAAUUCGACUUGAUCUCCCUAUUUUACAUGAAGAUUUUGUUAACAAUAAUGAUGAAGUAGGGGAAAAUAAUGAGGAUGAUGUAACUGCUGCCGAAUUAGAUCCCUUUGUGACAAACUCACCUGAACGUGGGAAGUUUGCUUCUGAGUCCAGUAGAAGCCUAACAGAAGAGCAACAACAAAGAAUUGAGAGAAAUAAACAACUGGCCUUGGAAAGAAGGCAGGCAAAGCUACUGACUAACAGUCAGUCCCUAGGAAAUGACUUGGACUCACCAAGGGCACAGACAGCUGGAGAGGUUAAUACAAGUGAAGAUCAAAAAGAGGAAGAGUCUAAUGGAUUAAAUGUAGACAUUCUAGAAAAUCCACAUGAUGCUGAGAAUACUGUAAAUGUAAAGGAGGAAUUAAAACGAGAGGAAACGCAACUGGACCAAUCCUUUUAAAAUGUAUCUAUUAACUUGCUCUUCCUUGGGUUUGGGGUUACCAUGUAUAGUAUUUUGUCUAGUUUGAGUGAAAAUCGUUACCUAGUAAAACUUUUGCAGGUUCUUGUUUAAAA